Messenger RNA from Neurospora crassa OR74A, 1826 nucleotides. Its product is annotated as DnaJ domain-containing protein. NCBI's taxonomy places the organism in Eukaryota, Fungi, Ascomycota, Sordariomycetes, Sordariales, Sordariaceae. Gene Ontology annotation, cellular component: cytoplasm; nucleus. The transcript is spliced from 2 exons. The record is from RefSeq and is a predicted model, not a curated record. Gene Ontology annotation, molecular function: heat shock protein binding. Bases 83 to 1096 code for a protein of 337 amino acids.
UGUGAACAAUCCAUCACAUCGCAUCGCCAGAAUUACAAUAUCCGCGUAUUUGCAAAACACGGUUGUACAUCUUCAGGUCACAAUGCCACGUCCCAGCAAAAAAGCAGCGAAACCGCCUUCGGACUCUGGCGAAGAUGACCACGACGAACAUGACCUCUCCGACGUCGAAGAACCCCCCACCAUCGACCCUUAUGAGGUCCUUGGUCUCGAGCGCGAUGCGACAGCCGACCAGAUCAAGACUGCAUAUCGGAAGGCUGCGUUGAAGAACCAUCCCGACAAAGUUCCAGCCGAACAAAAGGACUCCGCCACGGCCAAAUUCCAACAAAUCGCCCUCGCCUACGCCAUCCUCUCCUCUCCCACCCGCCGCCAACUCUACGACACCACAGGCUCCACCUCCGAAACCCUCGCUUCCGAUGACGGUUUUAAUUGGGCCGAAUACUACAAGUCCUGCUUCGCCGAUUCUAUCUCUCCCGACACCAUCGAAGCCUUUGCCAAGUCUUACAAAAACUCCGACGAGGAACGAGCAGACGUUCUGGCCGCUUACACCGACUUUGAGGGCGACAUGGACGGGGUAUACGAGACCGUGAUGCUCUCUGACGUUUUGGAAGAUGAUGAACGAUUCAGGACUUGGAUUGACGAAGCGAUAGAGAAGAAGGAGGUGGAUGCUUAUCCAAGUUAUACCAAGGAAACGAAGAAGAAGCGGGCGGCGCGUGUAAAGGCUGCGAAGGGGGAGGCCAAAGAGGCGGAGGAACUUGCUAAGGAGUUGGGAGUUUAUGAUAAGCUUAUGGGUUCCAAAGAUGGAGAUGCGAAGACGGCGACAAAGGGAAAGGCGGGUGCAAAGGGAAGCAAAGGCAAGAAGCACGAUGGCGAAGGUGCCCUGGCUGCGUUGAUCUUGGCGAGACAACAGAGUAGGGGGGAUAUGUUUGAUAAACUCGCUGAGAAGUAUGGAGCUAAGCCGAAGGGGAAGGGAAGCAAGAGGAAGGCGGAGGAGCCACCGGAGAUUGAUGAGGAGGAGUUUCAGAGGAUACAAGCUGGGUUGGGCAAGGGCAGUUCGUCAAGUGGCGGAACGAAGAAGGCGAAAAAGAGAAAGGCGUAAGCAAGUGCUUGAAUGUCCGAGUAUGAUUCCAAGUGGAUGCAACGGGUCAAAGGGGUUUGGAGUUCCGGUAUCUUGAAAUGUUUUGUUGUUUGGUUCAAGUAUGGUGUUCUGGUUAUGGAUGUUUCAAGAAUACCAAUCAAGCGUUGCGAGUUUCGUUCAACAUCAGCACAGGGGCAUCAAUUCUCAAGGCAACAGCAGGUGACGCUGACAAGUGCUGGUUGUUCACAGGUUGAAUGCCCGAAAUAUGUUUUUACCACAUUCUCUUCAUACUGACGACUCCCUUGGCUGAACGCCCAAUCCGAGACAAACCCAGCGAGUUUAUCCAUGUUUCGUCAUUCACCAGCGUCUAUUUGUGGGUAUCAUAACCUUCAACAUUAGAACCCUUCCAACUCCUACCUUUCCCAUUUCCACUCUCUUCGCCUCUUUAUCGGCAGCCCUCAUUGUCCCCUUCGUCUCCAACUCCACUCUUGGAUCAUUAUGCUUUUCGCUCGGCCGCUUCGCAGUCCUUGCGUCGAUAUUGUGGCCAUGAAAGUCGAAGCUGUGUGGGAGAAGGAGGUGAAGUUGAGAAGACUUUGACUUGAAGAGUUCCCCAGUCUUUUCGCCUUCAACACAGGGGAAAUUGGGUGGUUGCUCCUUCACUCUCAACCCACAUCUCAUCACUCGCGUCUUUCACACCGAGUCUGAUUUUGUUCGAUUCCCAUUACUGCUCAAUAACAAGGGAGUAUAUCAC